Messenger RNA from Rana temporaria (common frog), 1125 nucleotides. RefSeq names its product olfactory receptor 1468-like. NCBI's taxonomy places the organism in Eukaryota, Metazoa, Chordata, Amphibia, Anura, Ranidae. Gene Ontology annotation, molecular function: G protein-coupled receptor activity; olfactory receptor activity. Gene Ontology annotation, biological process: G protein-coupled receptor signaling pathway. Gene Ontology annotation, cellular component: membrane. The record is from RefSeq and is a predicted model, not a curated record. The coding region runs from base 1 to 1125 and encodes 374 amino acids. The transcript has 2 exons.
AUGAAACACAAACCUCACCAACCACCUCGCCAGGCACCCAGACUUCACCAACCACCUCACCAGGAACCCAGACCUCAGGAUGUGGAGGAAGGAGAAGUGGAGGAAGGAGAAGUGGAGGAAGGAGACCUGGAGGACGUAGUGGAAAUUCUCACAACAGGUCAGUAUCUGUCACUACAGCUUCAGAUCGUAUCUAAGAGUAAUAUUACAACAAUAUUCUUUUUGGGAUUUCACAAUAUGGCCAAAUUUAACCUUUUGGUCUUCUACUUCAUCCUCAUUAUAUAUUGUGUGACAAUAUGUGAAAAUAUCCUGAUCAUCACACUGGUGUCCUACAGCAAAUCCCUCCAUUCUCCCAUGUACUUCUUCCUUGUCCAGCUGUCUGUAUCUGACAUCAUAUUGAUUACUGAUAUUGCCCCGAACAUGCUUAAUAUUGUCCUACAUGAGCAACCAUCCAUAUCUUUUCCUGGAUGCAUCACACAGCUUUAUUUCUUUAUUGCAUCAGGAACAUUUGAAUGUUUUAUUCUGAUGGUCAUGUCCUAUGACCGCUAUCUAGCCAUCUGUUAUCCUCUGCAUUAUGUCUCAAUUAUGAGCCAAGUUCUUUGCAUUACGUUUGUUUUUGUAGCCUGGCUGUUAAGUAGUUCUUUAACAUCAAUUAUAAUACAUGGUGUGUGUUCAUUAGAAUUCUGUGGGCCGAAUACUAUUGACCAAUUGUUCUGUGAUUUUGCUCCUGUGGUGAAACUUUCUUGCUCAGACACAUCCAUCGUUCAGAUGGAGUCCACAUUGCUUAGUACUGCUGUCACAGUUUUGCCAUUUCUCUUUAUAGUAAUUUCAUAUAUCUACAUUGCUUUAACCAUAUUAAAGAUUUCGUCCAUUUCAGGGAGACUGAAAUCCUUUUCUACUUGCAGCUCCCAUCUGACAGUUGUGUCUAUAUUUUAUGGGACUCUAAUCUCCAUGUAUGUCCUUCCAAAUGAAGGGAAGUCACAGAUGAUCAGUAAGAUACUGACUUUGAUGUACACAGUGUUUACUCCUUUUAUAAACCCUUUUAUAUACAGUUUGAGGAAUAAAGACAUAAAAAAUGCUUUAGGUUAUAUAAUGCAUAUUAAAAAAAGUUUAGAAUAUCAAUGUUAA